AUGGCCGUGUGCCUGCCUGAGACUCGCCUCGAGGAUGCCUCGUGGCCUGGAAGCGAAGGGCUCGGGCAGUGUUACCAUAACCUUUUUUCUUCACCUCUUCCCAGCAUUGGACAUAUUGUAGGCCGGAAGGUGGUAGAUGUGCGAGUGUGUGCCUGCCCCACACGAGAUAUUCGUACUGAUGAAAAUGCUGCCCAGAACAAGGGCAAGCGCAAGUGUUCUUCUCUGCCUCUGUCUCCUCAUCUGACCAAGAAGAAGUUUCGCGCAGUAGAACCCAAAAUAGAACCAAAGGAGGAAAGUGAUGAGACUUACACAAUAACAGUAAGUUGGAGGCUUAUUUAUGAUAUGCAUGCCAUGUCUACUGUAUUCUAAUUUAUUAAUCGUAGCCCAUAUUAACGACGAUUAACAAGAACACCCUAUAUCAUUUCCUUGAUUUUUGGAAAGAUUCUCUUUUAUUUCUGUUAUUGUUUUAAUAACAUAAUAAUCAUAAAGUUAAUAAUGAUAAUAUUAGUAUGAGAUGACCAUUAUGUCCUCAUAAUCUGGCUGCUGGC
Molecule: messenger RNA, 548 nt
Organism: Penaeus monodon (black tiger shrimp)
Lineage: Eukaryota; Metazoa; Arthropoda; Malacostraca; Decapoda; Penaeidae
Product: cellular tumor antigen p53-like
Exons: 3
Coding region: 1-369 (122 amino acids)
Biological process (GO): apoptotic process; regulation of transcription by RNA polymerase II
Cellular component (GO): nucleus
Molecular function (GO): DNA-binding transcription factor activity, RNA polymerase II-specific; RNA polymerase II cis-regulatory region sequence-specific DNA binding
Source: RefSeq, a predicted model, not a curated record